Messenger RNA from Mizuhopecten yessoensis (Yesso scallop), 6314 nucleotides. RefSeq names its product ubiquitin-protein ligase E3A-like. The transcript is spliced from 11 exons. The coding region runs from base 119 to 2839 and encodes 906 amino acids. Gene Ontology annotation, molecular function: ubiquitin protein ligase activity. Gene Ontology annotation, biological process: protein polyubiquitination. NCBI's taxonomy places the organism in Eukaryota, Metazoa, Mollusca, Bivalvia, Pectinida, Pectinidae. The record is from RefSeq and is a predicted model, not a curated record.
GUCAAAAUGGCGAAGGUUCGAUGAAGGGGUUCAGGGUUUCUGCGAUUUGGUUUUGUAAAGAUUUAACUGCGUAGUUUGGGUAUAUGGGUUUCAUAAGAAAAUAACAUAAAUCAUUCGUAUGAACUCUAACGAGGAUAACGAAGAACAGAGCGGAAAUCCAACCGCGAGUAAGGCCCCAUCCUCAUUAUCAUCCAACCGACCAGCAACUGGCGACGGAAUGAAGCGGGCUUUAGCAAAACAGCUGAUUGAAAAAUAUUAUUACCAGCUGACAGAUGGCUGUGGAAAUGAAGGAUGCGAAAAUAGGUGUUGUGCGUCCUCCUCAAAGUUCACAUUUAGGGAACGUAGUCGGAAUGAACUGGCCGUCCAGGCAGUGGAAAUGUUUAAGGGUAAAGCCACUUUGUGUGAACUACAGCCAAGUAAAGUAGCCAAGAUGCCAGAAGAUUGUGAGCCUAGCCCCAGUAGCAGCCGUGGUAUGGCGCCCCUCCCAGAGGUCACGUCUGCUACAGCACUGCUUCUACCUGGGCCCUCAGCCAGUAUGAAUAGUCUCCCCUUAACUAUGUUCAGAAAAUUAUCACCAGGUAGUAGCUCUUCUACACCAGAGAAGGAAGCCCUAUCACCCGUAGAAACAAAAUUCUUUACAGAGGAGAUUUUAGUUCAACUUAUAGCAGAGUGUAAAGAAAAAAACAGCUGGUCAAAAUUAGUGAGAUUGAUAGGUUCUACCUACAAUAACACAGACUCACUAUUACUCAGCUUUCGUAAAACCAAAGAAACGAGUGUGCCAAAAGAAAGGGAUGUAGACAAGGACACAGAUGACAAAGAAGAUUCUCUUGCGGGUCAAGAGAAAAUGGUGAUUGAUGAAUCCAAGGAGGAUACAGAGGAGGAUGAGUUAUCCAUUGACAUUCCUUCAUUACGCAGGGCCUAUGCUGCUCUGAUGGAGAUCCAGGACACCCCUGUAAAGGGUGCACUGAUAAAUGCUCUAAUGUCCCUAGCCCGCUCAGUAGAAAUGGACUUAAAACAUCACAAGGUCAUGGACAGGAACCCACACUAUAUCAACAUCUUUAUUAUUGUGAUGGAAAUUCCUUUUAUGUCCAGUGCUGAAUUCAUUGAAGGAGCAUUUCCCCAAUUCUGCAAAGCUAUGGGCCAACUUUCACUUCAUGGUCAGGCCCGAUUGGCCAAAGUUUGGUCCAAGUUUGGUGCUGACCGUCUGCAUGAGAUGGCACAGGCCCUGCACCAGCUCAUAACCAUGAGAAUUGUUCAAAGUGAGGCUAGGUGGGGCGGGGGCUACUACAUUAAUGACGAUGACGGUAUCACCAGUGCUACCAAAGUCAUGAAAAUUCUUUUCUAUGCCAGCAUUUAUGGAAGCGAUAGAGACUCUCAGGAUUCUGUGGAAGAGGAAAAGUCUCAAAAUGAAAAGACAUUACAGGAUAUGUUCCAACUUCAAGGUGCAUUCAGCAACGAACCCAAGGAGUCUCGGCAACCCAAAGAGGAUUCAUUAGGUCAAGAACUGGGAGUGUCACCCUUGGAUUCUAGGCUGCCUUUGAUAGCAUAUGAAGACUUUGUAAAUGAAAUACUGAAUGAGUAUGUAGACUUGGAAAUCGACUACAAAUACAAAUUAGAAAAUGAAUCCAAGUUUUCCUUCAUGAAUCAUUGUUUUAUAUUGACAACCGCAUCAAAGCAAAAGUGCAUGAAUUUUGACAACCGAGUGAGAAUGUAUAACGAGAGAAGGACUUCUAUUCAGCAAACUGUUUUAUUUGGAAUUCCACCUACACCCUUUCUUCGGCUCAGAGUCAGGAGAGACCAUCUCAUAGAUGAUGCUUUAGUUGCUCUGGAAAUGACUGCUAUGGACAAUCCACAGGACUUGAAAAAACAGCUCAUUGUAGAGUUUGAGGGUGAACAAGGUCUGGACGAAGGAGGAGUGUCCAAAGAGUUCUUUCAGCUUGUUAUAGAGGAGCUCUUUAACCCAGAUUUUGGGAUGUUUACUUACAACGAAGACACGCACUUCUUUUGGUUUAACCCUACAUCGUUUGAAAAUGAUGGUCAGUUCACACUUAUUGGCAUAAUGCUUGGUCUUGCCAUCUACAACAACACAAUCGUGGAUGUCCACUUCCCACCAGUUGUCUACCGAAAACUAAUGGGCAAGAAGGGCAUGUGGGCAGACCUGAAGGACAUUGAUCCUACAAUGGCCAGCAGUCUGAAGCAGAUGCUAGAAUAUCAAAAGGAAGAUUUUGAAGAUGUUUUCCCCCAGUCCUUCCGCAUUGACUAUAAAGAUGUGUUUGGGAGUGCGUUAACUCAUGACUUGAAGGAGAAUGGUGCAAACAUCAUGGUUUGUCAAGAAAAUAAGCAGGAAUUUGCUGAUUUGUACACUGACUUCAUCCUGAACAAAGGCAUUGAGAAACAAUUCCAUGCCUUUAAAAGGGGAUUUCAUAUGGUGACGAAUGAAAGUCCAUUGAGAAUACUGUUCCUGCCAGAGGAGAUAGAGCUGCUGAUUUGUGGUAGUAAGCAAUUUGACUUCCAUGAACUGGAGGAGGCUACUGACUAUGAUGGAGGAUUUACUGUUGACUCGACCACAAUCAAACAUUUCUGGGAAGUUGUCCAUAGCUUCUCGGAUGAACAGAAAAGAAAGCUGGUCCAGUUCACCACAGGGACCGACCGUGUUCCCGUAGGAGGCCUCUCCAAACUCAAACUCAUAAUCGCCCGCAACGGGCCAGACUCGGAUAGGCUGCCGACAGCACACACCUGCUUCAAUGUACUACUGUUACCGGACUAUUCCUCAAAGGAAAAACUCAAUGAGAGACUACUGAAGGCCAUCAACUACUCCAAGGGAUUCGGAAUGCUUUAAGGAGGAAUUACAACUCCAGAGGAAUAUGAUUGCUUUGAAGCUUGUGAUGGUUACUGACAAUGUUAAGCUCACCCGAAGAAAUUCCCUGUACUGUGUAUUUGAUAUGUGAUGAACAUUAUUCACAUUUUAACUGCUGAAUUAGGCAGUAUUUGUGUUGGGCAAACCCAUUGUGAUGUGUUUUUGUAUAAUUUGUCCAGAGAUCUGUAAUUGUUGUUCAGCAGGUUUUAUACUGGUGUGUCAUCUCUUUAUCGGAACCCUUCAAGCCAUACCCAUCACUCCCAGCUACACUAGAUUUGUCUAUUCUUUUUCCCAUAUAAGUUAUUCAAAAACUUAGAUUUCUGUUUAACACUUUUCUGCCCUGUUUUCAAUCAUACUUUAUUUUCAGUUAGAUUCUGAUUCCUUUCUUGUUUGUCUUUUUUCUCAUUGAAAUUUAAUUUAAUGAAUCUGAAUUAUCAUGUUUAAUAUCUUUGAUAAAUACUGACUGCAGCAGGGGUGGUGAGUUCCACAAGCCUGACACCUGGAGUUAGAAGAUUUUAUGUCAAGCCUGAUGACUGGGGUUAGAAGAUUUUAUGUUGGAGCUAGUGAAAAUUUUCAAUAUUUACAAUGGAAAGACAGCAGGCUAGUGAUUUUUUUUAAAUCGGGCUGCUGGCUGCUAUUGAAAUUGCACACUCCUGUGCAGGGUAACAGUCUUUAAAAGAAAAUCCAGUAUCGUAUUUGGUAAAGAUAAGGUACUGAUCAACAGUUUUAUUUAAGGAAAAUCAGUUUGUGUUAAAUCAAUGGAAAAUGUUGUGGUAUAAUACCUCUCUGCUGGGCCGUAUAUUGGUAAUUCCUAGUUUAUGGUCCUUCAUACACUUACUAUAGCUUUCUAGUCUCACCAGUAGAAAGAUUGAGCUCUGCCUGUGCAGGUUCCUAGACAGUUUACUACAUUCUGCAUGUCUAGACUUGGGAGAUAUGGCUUCCUCCCAGUAAUACUGUCGACACCUUCGUUUUUGUCACCCAUAGUUCAAAAAUGGAUAUACGGCAUCUGUAAAGUGAAGGAAAAAUAUCUGUGAUGAAGUUUGAUCAAUAAGUAGUUAUUAUUCUCCAAUCCAGUUUGUUGUAGGUAGGACUGGAUAGGAACAUUUUAGAGCAGUGUAGUAGAUUAAUGCUGCUGAUUGUAAUGGUUACUUUGUUAAACAGAGACCAGGACAAAGCAUGGUAGGUAUUUAUUAUUGAAAAAAUGGAUGUUACAUUUGUAAAUUACAAUCAAUUUGAUUCAGCAUCAAAGACUGAUUUAAAAAAAAAAGUAUUUCUGUAAUGGAAAAUGUUAUUCAUAUUUAUUCUGAAGUUCAUUAAAGCAUUGUUUAAUAUAAUUAACAAUGAGGACAGAUCCUAUCAAGGAAAUAUGUGCUUGUUUCGCCAUAGAUUUAAAUUACUAGUCCAUGCAUAUUUAAAGGAUUUUUCAGGAAACAUGGAUAUAAAAAGACAUACAAUGUAUUAAGUAUUAAUUACUUACUGUAUAUAGUGCUCAUCUUGUCUGCUUCUAUACUAAUGUGUGAACAACUACAUGUACUGGGUAGUUUGUUGCUACAACAUGAUGGCUUUCUUUCUUCUGAUGAUAUCAAGUCCUUUGGUUGUCUGUUACUUUCUUAUCUUUGCAAGUUAAGUGAUAGCAAAUACGUUUGUUGUACUGUGCUUGCCAUCUUUGCAACUCAGGUGAGAGAAAAUGGUUCUAAGAACUUUUUUAUGCAAGCUAAGUGAGAGCAGUGGUUUGAUGUACUUGUCAUCUUUACAUGCGAAGAAUUAGCAAGUGGUUCUGAUUCUUGGUCACCUUGCAAGUUAAGUGACAGGAAGUCGGUUGCUGUGAUUGUCAUCUUUGCAAGCUAAGGAACAGCAAGUGGUUUUCUGUAGUUGUCAUCUUUGCAAGCUAAGGAACAGCAAGUUGUUUUCUGUACUUGUCAUCUUUGCAAGCUAAGGAACAGCAAGUGGUUUUCUGUCAUUGUCAUCUUUGAAAGCUAAGGAACAGCAAGUGAUUUUCUGUAGUUGUCAUCUUUGAAAGCUAAGGAACAGCAAGGGGUUUUCUGUCAUUGUCAUCUUUGAAAGCUAAGGAACAGCAAGGGGUUUUCUGUCAUUGUCAUCUUUGAAAGCUAAGGAAAAGCAAGUGGUUUUCUGUCAUUGUCAUCUUUGAAAGCUAAGGAACAGCAAGUGGUUUUCUGUAGUUGUCAUCUUUGCAAGCUAAGGAACAGCAAGUGGUUUUCUGUCAUUGUCAUCUUUGCAAGCUAAGGAACAGCAAGUGUUUUUCUGUCAUUGUCAUCUUUGAAAGCUAAGGAACAGCAAGUGAUUUUCUGUAGUUGUCAUCUUUGAAAGCUAAGGAACAGCAAGUGGUUUUCUGUAGUUGUCAUCUUUGCAAGCUAUUAAAAACUAACAGCAAGUGGUUUCUGUGCUUGUCAUUUAUGCAAUCUUGCUGGUAUCAAACAAUUUUCUGUUCUUGUCAUUUAUGCAAGCUAAGUGAUAUGAACCGGGAUGGUUGGGUGGUAUCUGUCUCUUUUUGAAGUGUUGAUGGCAGCCCCUCCAGAUUCCAAUACAGAUUGGUUUGUAAACAAGAUACAUUUUACAAAUAUAUAACCUAAUGAAAAAGACUAAGUUAGGUUUUACAUGUUUGCUUGAAAAGAAAUGUUUUUUCCCCACAGAAGAUAUCAAAAACAGCUGUACUAAUAAGUUAGAUGUUUGAAUAAAUCCCUAUAAUCUUAUGAUCAAAGUAUGUGUAUGCCUGCAAAUACGCUAUAGUGCUAUCAGUAUACAUGUAUGUUUGUUUAGUUCCUGUUUGGAGAUGUGAUCACUGUGACUGUACUAUGCCAAACAGUCAUUUGGGCUGUAACUUUGCCAAACAGUUCAUAUCAGAAUUGGAUGUGCAUGUGAAGUUCCAUUUCAUGUAAUAUGAAGAAUAAUUAUAAUUUAUCCUGUUCUUAGCUAUGUCGAUAAUUCCAAGUUAAGUAUGUUGUCUGCUCAGUUGGUAUCCAUAUUGUAAUAACUAGUUUGUGUUGUAUUACAUAAUUUCUGCAAUAUGUUUAUAUCAUGUGAUCAGGGCAAUUUUUCAUUGAGGGGAAUCUGCAUGAAACAUAAAUUUUGUACAAUAUCAAAGCUUUUGUUUGUUUCAGUGGCUGUAGUUAUUGGUUUAAGUAGUAUUACAUGGAAAUAACACCAGAUUCACCAUAAAACAAACAAAAUGUAUCUUUUAUGGUCAGUUUAGGUAUUGAUACUGUGUUACUAUGCACCUCUGUGAUUGAAAUAAACAGAUAAAGUAAAUUAUGUGGGAAAUAAUUAACUUGGAAAGAAUUAAUGUUACACACCUACAACAUGUUAAAGUCACCUGGUUAAUGACAGGUGUGGAUAAUACCUGUAUACACUGAUAUAGCAGACACUGACCUGGUGUCCUUCCUACAGUACAAAUGUGUUAAAAACAGACAUUUACAAAUUAAAUUUUAUCAAAACUGAA